Messenger RNA from Staurois parvus, 681 nucleotides. The record is from the annotation of a GenBank genome assembly. NCBI's taxonomy places the organism in Eukaryota, Metazoa, Chordata, Amphibia, Anura, Ranidae.
AUGGAACAGAGGAACCCUCCAGUUGAUGAUUUCUCCCUCAAUGUAUUUUCCGUUACCCCAUUCACAAACAACCAGCUGGAUGUUCAAGUCUCGGAAAGUGAUAAAGCUGGAGCCACCUUACUUUUCUCUGGAAUCUUUGUGGGACUUGUUGGAAUCACAUUUACUGCAAUGGGAUGGAUCCAGCGUGAUGGCAAGAAUAGGUUUGAGUGGACCCAGUUGCUGGGACCCAUUCUAUUAUCAGUAGGGGUGACCUUUGCACUGAUAUCCGUAUGCAAGUUUAAACUGCUGUCAUGUAAGCCAUGUAAGAGAAAUGAGGAUACGGCACUAGAGGCAGAUCAACAUUCAGCUGGACAGUCCUUUGUUUUCACUGGAAUAAACCAACCAAUAACUUUCCAUGGUGCUACUGUGGUACAGUACAUUCCUCCUCCAUAUACUGCUCAAGAUGCCAAUGAAUCGACACCUCCCACGUCCCCAGCUGCCACUGGUAACAAUGGAUCUAAUGCUCCUAUUGUGAUGCCACCCCCAGUAUUUCCCCCUGAAUAUUGCAAUGUUUAUGCAAGGGACAAUCCAGCAUUUGUGGAAGAAAAUACAAACCUGCAGCUUACAGACAGGUAUGUGCCUAUUUUUCACUCUGUGCUAAAUUUUCUUAAAGUGAUUGUAAACCUCAGACAAGACAUAUGA